AUGACGAAGCCGAAGGGGCCGCCGCAGGCAGAUACGUCGAAGCUGAUGCCGGCGCUACUGGUGGCACUGUUCCAGAAGCCGCAGGACCGCCAGUUCGUGAUCGCGCUGGAGAACGAGCUGCUGCGUUUCGUGGAGUCGCCGAGCAUGAGCUACCAGCUGCAGCCGAUGAACUCGUACUACCGGCUGCUGUCGCACCAGGUUGCGGACUACCACGGGCUCUCGCACGUGGUCUCGCGCGAGCAAGAGCUGUGUGUAGUAGUCUACAAGGAGGCGAACGCAAAGGCUGAUAAAGGCCGCGGCGCGCGGGGCUCGCAGCGGACGCUGCUGCAGGAGCUGGAGCCCAGCGUGAUGUACCAGUUCCCGCCGGAGUAUUUUGCAAUUGCAGCGAUGGCUGCAAUGAACGACGCGCUGCUCCAUCCGGGGAACAAUAACGUGCAGGCCCAGCAGUGGGCACGCAGCCCUCAUGCUCCCCAGCCGAGCCGAGGCGCGGCGGCACGCACCCCGCGGCGCGAGAAGCCCAAAGGCUUUAAGCUACUAAGCAGGCCUGGUGCUUCCGCUGCCAAGGGGGCCGACCGCGCGCCUCACACAGGGCGGGGCCGCUCUUACGAGAGCAGAUACGGGUGGCACCCACCUUCGAGCCCCUCUGUUGAGCCGGAUCGGCCCGCUAAGACGCCGGAUCUGCAAGAGGGUGGCCGUGUACAGCAGGUGUCUUCCCCUGUCCCUGCUACGCCCCGGCGCGAACGCGGUUCCGAGCCCAUAGAAGAUACGCAGGACGACUCACCGCAGCCCCACGAGUUUGAGACUUCGCGGUACGCAUUAGAUCGCAUGGACGAUAUCCCGCCCGUCUUACUAGGGGCGCCGGUAGCCGUAGAAUCGCCUGGUCCGCCAAUUGCCGUCACACAGAGCCCCGGCACCGGGCCCGUCCACAGCUACAGUAGUAAGCCCCAUAGGCGAGCACACAACUACCGCAGAAAUCAUACCAACCAGCAGGCUCAGAAGCCUGCAAAGGGCUCCAGCUAUCCCGGCUUUCCCGGCUUUCCCGUCAGCCGCUACGUCGCGUAUCUGCCCCAGAACUAUCUCUCGCAAUACCCACAGGGCUACUAUUAUCUGCCAGCCAACUGCAUGAUGCCCUACUCGGCAAACGGCUCCCCUCCAUUGGACUACAUGUUCCGGCCGGCAGGGCCGCCAUAUCCGAUGCCGAUGUACGCGCUGCCGCCCCACGGCGCCGGGCUCCACAUGCCGCUACAGCCAGGGAUGCAGGGCGUGCAGGUUUCGGCCGCGUCGCCGCCGCCGGGGCAGUCUCACUUUCCCGGCAACGUCUAUUAUCCGUCAUCAUCGUCUGCCAGUGGCACGCCGUAUUCACGUAAGAGCAGCACCUCAUCGACACUCACGCGGGAAAGCCACACAACCCCAAGUAGCCCCCACCUUGGCAGCACCCGCUUCUCGGCCGAGUCGACGUAUGAUAGAAACCCCCCGGCAGAUCUCAGUCACUCUAGUACCGACUGCGUGCCGCCGAGCUGA
Messenger RNA from Eremothecium gossypii ATCC 10895, 1521 nucleotides. RefSeq names its product Rbs1p (gene RBS1). The transcript has a single exon. The coding region runs from base 1 to 1521 and encodes 506 amino acids. Gene Ontology annotation, molecular function: nucleic acid binding. The record is from RefSeq and is marked provisional. NCBI's taxonomy places the organism in Eukaryota, Fungi, Ascomycota, Saccharomycetes, Saccharomycetales, Saccharomycetaceae. Gene Ontology annotation, biological process: galactose metabolic process.